This is a messenger RNA of Saxophila tyrrhenica, 2658 nucleotides long. RefSeq lists its product as uncharacterized. Gene Ontology annotation, molecular function: antiporter activity. Gene Ontology annotation, biological process: proton transmembrane transport. The transcript has 2 exons. Bases 1 to 2658 code for a protein of 885 amino acids. The record is from RefSeq and is a predicted model, not a curated record. Lineage: Eukaryota; Fungi; Ascomycota; Dothideomycetes; Mycosphaerellales; Extremaceae. Gene Ontology annotation, cellular component: membrane.
AUGGCGACGUUAACGACGACGGUGACCGAUGUGGUCACGACGACUCUGACGACCACCAGCGCAACCGCUGCAAGUACUGCCAGAGCGCCGGAGCAGGGGGGAAUUUUGGACGGAAUGAACCCGACAGAUUAUAGUCCUAAUAGCCCUGUCAUUCUUUUCAUCAUACAGGCCGGCAUCAUCAUCAUAUUCUGCCGUCUCCUACACUACCCGCUAUCCCUCCUCCGACAACCUCGUGUAAUUGCUGAAGUGAUAGGAGGCGUCAUCCUCGGGCCUUCGAUCAUGGGCCGUAUCCCAGGCUUCACAGAUGCCAUCUUUCCAACCGAAUCGAUCCCAAACCUCAGCUUGGUCGCAAAUCUUGGUCUGGUGCUGUUCCUGUUCAUUGUGGGGCUGGAAGUCGACUUGCGAUACUUCGUCAGCAACUGGAAGCUUGCGAUCAGUGUGGGAGUCGCGGGCAUGGCCUUACCAUUCGGACUCGGAUGUGCGAUAUCUUGGGGUCUGUACCACGAAUUCAGGGACGAGGAAGGCCUUGAGCCGAUCGCCUUCGGGACCUACAUGCUGUUCAUCGGUAUUGCCAUGGCGAUUACAGCAUUCCCGGUCCUCUGCCGUAUCCUGACCGAGCUGAAACUGCUGUCGACGCCUGUGGGUGUCAUUGUGCUCUCCGCUGGCGUGGGAAACGAUGUAAUCGGCUGGAUCCUUCUGGCUUUAUGCGUGGCGCUGGUGAAUGCUGGGAGCGGUCUGACAGCUCUCUGGGUCCUGCUCACUUGCCUUGGAUAUGCGCUGUUCCUCGCCUUCGCCGUCCGACCAGCCUUUGUAUGGGUCCUACAGCGAACGAGAGCUCUCCAGGAUGGACCCAGUCAAGGCGUUAUUGCUCUGACGUUGCUACUAGCCCUGGGCAGCGCAUUCUUCACUGGUGUGAUUGGUGUACAUCCCAUCUUCGGAGCGUUCAUGAUGGGCUUGAUCUGCCCACAUCAAGGCGGGUUCGCAAUCAAAGUCACGGAGAAAGUAGAAGAUUUGGUCGGUGCUUUGUUCCUACCGCUGUACUUCACUCUCUCUGGUCUUUCAACCAACCUGGGACUGCUGGACACCGGCAUCACUUGGGCAUAUGUCAUCGGCGUAAUAUGCGUCGCCUUCUGCGCCAAAUUCGUAGGCUGCUCGCUAGCUGCUCGAUUGAACGGGCUGGUCUGGAGAGAGUCGUUCAGCAUUGGCGCUCUGAUGUCUUGCAAAGGUCUCGUCGAGCUGAUCGUGCUCAAUAUCGGGCUUCAGGCGAAGAUCCUGAGCACCAGGACGUUCACCAUCUUCGUGGUCAUGGCUCUGGUCACUACCUUUGCUACAACGCCUCUCACAGCAGCGCUGUAUCCACCUUGGUAUCAACGAAAGCUUGAGGCAUGGAAGCGAGGCGAGAUCGAUUGGGAUACUGGAGCUCCGUUGAAUGACGCCGGCACGGGAUUGGAAGAGGACGGAAUCACAAAGGAGAAGCUGGAGUCAUCAAGGGUUAAGAGCCUUGUAAUCUACCUUCGCUUGGAUAACAUGCCGACCAUGCUGGCCUUCCUUUCGCUCCUCGGAGGCAGGCAGCCGGAUGUUCCCAUUCGCAGGCACCCUCAACUUACCACUCAAGAGAAUGGUGGGCAAGUAGAUCCUCCCAUUUUGAUUAACGAGAGGAAAAGGCCGGUCGAAGUCCAUGGAGUUCGUCUUGUCGAGCUCACAGAGCGUAGCUCAACAGUGAUGAAAGUGGCCGAAGUUGACGAGUAUAGCGCCUUCGAUCCAGUACUAAACACGUUCAGAGUCUUGGGUCAGCUGUACAACCUAGCAGUGUCUGGCGAGGUGUCAAUCGUCCCAGAGAACUCUUACGCCGAACACCUCGUCUCAAGAGCGGCCGAAGAGGGUUCGGAUUUACUCGUUCUGCCAUGGAGCGAAACAGGCAGCAUGAGUGAAGCGCAAACCAUCUCCAAGGACAGUGAGCAGCAGAAGCUGGCCAGCGAUUCUUACUCGAACUUUGUCGGGAAAGCACUGAAUAGCGCCCGUUGCAACACUGCAGUCUUUAUCAACAAGGGUUUCAGCGGAAGUCUCAAGCAGAGACCACACGAACUGACAAGACGUGUAAGUGCUCGGAGCAUGCGGAGCGGCCAUCGCGAGCACUUAACAGCACUCCCAAAGUCCGAUCGAAGUCACCAUAUUUUUCUGCCGUACUUUGGUGGUGCAGAUGGACGAGUUGCACUCAGGCUGCUUCUGCAGCUCGCCGAGAACCCGGAGGUCACUGCCACCAUUGCGCACUUUCCCUCAAGUGGGAGCGCAGAGCAUACUGAGCAGUCCGUGUCGCCAAAGGGUGUGCAACCGGACCUCCAAAGGACGUUCUCAUCUGAAGACGACACUGCGCUCUUUGCUACAAUCCAGCGGUCCUUGGCUGCUGAGCUUCAGAAUAGAGUGAUCUUUGACACGGCCGCAGCGUCAUCAACACCGGUACAGGAUGCUGUUGCUCGGAUUGCAGCGGAAGUUGGCCAGAACCCCAGGAAUGGCGGGGACAUUGUCAUUGCAGGUAGAGGUGUGCAUCAGGGUACCGGCGAUGCGAGCUGUCUGGGCUCGAUGGCUGAUGCUGUUCUGGGGAGCGGUGUCGGGGCCAGCCUACUGGUUGUGCAGGCGAGGGGUAGUGGAGCGGUAUAG